AUGUAUACACUAAGAGAAACAAUUUUUGCUGUAUUCCACGAAAACAUUCAUCCGAAAAGAAUUGCACUGAUUUUUAUCAAUGUAUUUGCGAUUUAUUUUUGUAGAGUUUUUCGUGUUUUAGUGAAUAAAUUAAAUAAACAAUUGCUUAGCAUCAAACUGUGAUAGUCAUAAAAAGUGGAAUGAAUUGAUAAAAUAAAUAUCAAAAAUAGUGACGCAAAUUUUCCACCUUCACCUUGUUGAAAAAGAAUUUGAGAAACUAGUUUUUGCCGUUUUUUUUUCUAACAAAACAAAAAUGUCAAAUCCAUUUGGUGAUGCAUUCGACGAGAAAGAAGAAGUGAUGGAAGGUUUUUUGUGUCCGAUAUGCAAGGCCGAUUUUCGUUCACCGGACAGAUUGACCGCCCAUUUUGAUACACACUCCGAAGACGAUCAAGAUUUAUUGAAAGCUUUCAAAGAUAUUUUCAUAUCGGCAAAAAAUAAAAUAACACGAUUCGAUGAUGGAAUCUCACCAAAUAAUCAGACUGCCAGCGCAUUUCAACCGGGUAAAUUAAAUAUUCCGGCACCUGUUUAUCCACAAGAUGUUGGCGUUGAUUGCAGUCAUAUCUCAUACUUUCGUGCAAUUCGAACACCGCGUCUUGAGCGAUAUGCGACUGAAACAAAUAAACUGAUUAUUCGCCUUCAUAAGCUACUGACUGAUUUGCCAAGCGAUCAAUCACAGCGAAGAAAUCACGAGAAAAGUAUUGUCCCGUGGUUAGAUGGUGAGGCUGUUAAACUAUGUCCAAAUUGUGUAAAACGAUUUUAUUUAACGAGACGUCAACAUCAUUGCAGACUGUGUGGUUCGAUUAUGUGUCACGAUUGUUCGCUGUUUCUCGACUUGAGCGAAGCUUCUGGAAUUGUAAAUCCCUCGUUCUCACCAACCACCGCGAUGCCAGUUGACAACAAAAAACCCGACGAACCAUUUCGAAUAUGUGAGCAUUGCUUACAUCUAUUAAAUAAUCGCAAAGAGAUGCAAGACAGCCGAACGUUUCGACCGCCGGUCACGCUCUACUAUGAAAAGAUUGAACAACUAAAACGUGACAUCGCACCGGAUACAAAAAUGUACGAAAAGAUAAUCGAUCGACUGUAUGAAGGCGAUUCGAUUUACACCUUGUCCGAUGCAAGUGCCUUACGCGCCAAAAUUGGCCGAACUGCCGAAUUAAUUGACGCGUACAGUAAAUCCAUUUUAAGUUUACAAUGUGCGGCCGGAAGUAGAGAAGAAGCAUUGAAGAAAGCAAUUCGCUUAGCAUGUAUUAAGUAUAUCAAAGAUGAUUUAUUGACGCUAAGCCCAUUGCCGCUGGAGGAUGACAUCCAACGAUUGCAAGACAAACGACGAAUGGAAACUGAAAUGAAAAUUGAACGUGAACGGCGGCUGGCAAUGGAAGCCAUCGAGAGAAGUGAAUUGGUCGGUGGGACAGUGCCAGUUUUCAAGUCACAAACUGACAAAGGUGCUAGCGGGAUGGCUUUAAAAUCUCUGGACAAUUGGAGUGGAUUACAAGCGCUAGAUACAAGUAGCUCAAUGAACGAUCCUCUAGUUGAACAAAUAAAUAUUAUCAAAGGCUAUGUGAAACAAGCACGUGAAGCACUUCGAUUCGAAGAGGUUGAAACAUUGGAAUUAAAUCUACGCGAGCUUCAAGAAGAGUUUUAUAAUCGUCAAAAGGCAAAAGAUCAACACAACCAAAAUAAAUUUGAAGAGUAAACAUUUAAACCGAAUGAAAUAUUGAACAUCGACCACCAUUCAUUCCAAAUUUAUUCGUUUUUUUUUGUAAUACGCCUCUUUUUCACACAUAUUUGUAACCCAUUCACAAAAAAGUCUAUUUAAUUGCAUACAUGUAUGAUUAUAUUGAAUAAAUGUCAAAGGCAUUUAAUAUUGUAUAUGA
Contarinia nasturtii (swede midge) is the source of this 1913-nucleotide messenger RNA. RefSeq names its product rabenosyn-5 (gene Rbsn-5). The coding region runs from base 293 to 1732 and encodes 479 amino acids. The transcript has 5 exons. The record is from RefSeq and is a predicted model, not a curated record. Lineage: Eukaryota; Metazoa; Arthropoda; Insecta; Diptera; Cecidomyiidae. Gene Ontology annotation, molecular function: metal ion binding.